UCCUCCCCCGCCCCACCACUUAGGCCUGGUGCAACAACCUCCUCUAGCCCCAACGUCGAUGUCGCCAUCGUCCUCGUCCUCGUCGACCGCACCAUCCUCAACAGCUGAAGGGCCAAGAGAUUCGGACGUAGGCACCGCCCCCUCCACACCCACUCUCCCUACACCACGCCCACUUUUUAAACCCCACGAGCUGGCCGCUUCCCCUGAACGCCUCAGCAGCUCAGUGAUUCGCCCAGAACCGCAGCAGCCACGCCCAGACCGCUCGCCGCUCAGUGAUCACUCUCCUGGGGCGGAGUUUAUCAAGCGGGAGCCGCCUCCCCACCCCGCGUUCCCACCACAUCAUGAGAUGUUAACCCACUUCGCGGCGGCAAGGGCGGAGUUUCUGCACCGAGACGUGGUCCCCAGAGACUACAGCACCCGCGAGAGGGGCGUGGCUAUUGACUUUAAUCGUGAUUUACGCAUGGAGUUCAGCAAAGCUCACGAGCUGAUGAAGCAGGAGUACAGCAAACAACACGAGCAGUUCUCACAGGAGGCGAUGGGCAGCUAUGCCAGGCAGAAUGGGGUCAUGGGAUCCGCUUCGUGAUGAGACCCCCCCCCCCUUUCCAGAAACUCUAGCACACACUUCAAGAGCCAAGUGUUUGACAAUACUUAUUUCCUUGAAAGAGUAAAACGGCGUUAAAGCUGAUGUUGACUGCAGACGAACGAACAACUCUUGAUGUCUCAUAUAAAGGAAGCAGAGCAUGAAUGCGCGCUGAGGAAAGAGUUGGAAUCUUGUGUUUGAAUUCACGCUAGAGUGGAACGAGCAUCCUCCUUUUUCUCCAAUCCUUCAUGGCUUUCCCAGAACAGCUUUUACGGUGAAACUGUCGUGCUGGUUCGUCAAGUCUGGAGGGAAGAGAAUGGCCAGAUUCCGUUUCUCCGAGACUCUGGCAACCUUAGCGAUCCAGAUUGCUGAGGCUAGUCAUGUUCACCGAUAUACACACAUAGACACAGAUGCCACGUUACGUCCCUUGUUGGGAUAAAAAACUCGGACUCAAUUCCACAAGAAGCUGUGAAAUAAAAAAAAAA
Aplysia californica (California sea hare) is the source of this 1065-nucleotide messenger RNA. RefSeq lists its product as uncharacterized. The record is from RefSeq and is a predicted model, not a curated record. The coding region runs from base 59 to 583 and encodes 174 amino acids. NCBI's taxonomy places the organism in Eukaryota, Metazoa, Mollusca, Gastropoda, Aplysiida, Aplysiidae. The transcript has a single exon.